AUAUAGUGUUUCUACUGUAUAUUUAGAACUACUGGAGGGAUUUACUGGAAUGAUUAUUUAUAAUAUGUAAAACAUAGUCACAGCUCGCUACAAUAUAUUGGUUAAAUAAAUUCAUACAAAUCCGAGCCCCAGCAAAAGGAAUCGUUCGUUGCUUACUCCCUAUAAGUGACGUAUAAUAUAAUUGAUAAAUACAAAAUAUUAUUCAUCGGUAUUGAGAUAUAUUCAUACUGCAAUUAGCGUACAUAUUAUGCACGUUUAUAAGCGGACGAUUUGAUGGUCAGCUAAAAAUUGUCGUUUAAACCAACAUAAUAUGCGCUGGGAAACCUCUUACUCCUUGUCCAUGGUCGAAUGCCAAACAGUCAACUGGGAACAUAUUUUUUUUGUCUUCUACACUAUACAAUUAGCCUUGUUCCCGCGGUAUUAUUAAGCCUGCGUAGCUCAUCGACCGACAUCCGUACAUCUAUAAUAAGCUAAUAUUAUAAUAAUUAAUGGGUCUGCGUUUGGGCGAUAACCCACCUGAGCGGCAUGGCAGCCGGUAUUACAUCAGCUGAUAAUUUCACUUGAUUUAUUGCGCGCGUUUGACUCUCGGGUACCGCCCGACUUUCAAUUCGGAAAAACAGUACCACCGAGGGAACGGCUGUCGGCUGGUAUAUUACCGACGUAUAUCUUCAGCGGCCCAGUGUCGGUCCGACUUCAGUGUAGUGACGACUGCGGCGGCGGCGACUCGAAUCCGACCGACUCGAAUUCGGCCUACCCGCACGGCGUACCCACACUACCGAACAGCCGUCGAGUGUCUUACGCCCUGUGCACACCUGUAACCCGCCGGGAACGGGCGACGAUGAUGACGACGGCGAGCGCGGCCGCGGUCGCCGAAAUGAUCGAGGCCGGAGCUUUCGGACCGGACUGCCGGUUCGUGUCGUUCGCGCUGGACGGCCAGCACGCCGAACGCGAUCAGUUCGCGUCGUCCGUACUGUACGGGACGGUUACUGUCGCAGAUCGCGACUGCCAUCGCCAAAGCCGUAGACUCGUGUUCAAGUUCAAACACCCGUUGCCAGAGAUGCGGGCCUUCGUCAAGAACGACGAGCAGUUCCACAACGAAAUACUGUUCUACGAACGGAUCGCACCGUCGCUGUUGGCCUGUCGCUCGCAGGGGGACGGAGACGAUCCCGCGACGCCAUCGCUCUGUCGUUACUUCUACGGGCGCAACGACUGCGCUGACCUGGCCACACGGGACAUGGUCGUCUUGGAAAACGAAUCAGUUCGCGGAUACCGGUCGGCGAUAACUGAACAUCGGUUGUGUUUGGACUUCGACCACCUCUCCGUGGCACUCAGAGCUCUAGCAAAGUAUCACAGUUUGUCGUACAGAGCCAAGCACGUGGACCGAGUCAAGUUCAUGGAUUUGGUGGCCAAGCUGAAGGACACGCAGUGGAACGACGAUGGCCAGUGGCUUGCAAUAGGCGCAAGACUGGAGGGUCUGUUCUCCUCGGCUCUGGACAAGUUAACGUCACGUAACGGUGGUAAAGACGACCAGCGUGCUGACUGGUUCCGGACGGAACUGUUGGCCGAUACGUGUAACACACUGAAACGUGUGAUGGAACCUGCCGAACCGCUGUCCGUCCUGUGCCACGGCGACUUCAACCGGAACAACCUGCUGUUCCGGUACGACGACGGCGGCCGGCCGGUGGACGCGCUGGCGUACGACAUGGCCACGGUCCGGUACGGGUCGCCGGCGCUCGACUUGUCCUUCUUCCUGUACAUGAACACAGAUCGCCAGACCCGGGACGAUCACUGGGACGCGCUGCUGGACGCGUACUGCGAAACCCUGGCCACCGCCGCCGGCGACGUCCCGGUGCCCGAUCGUGGCCGGCUGGACGACGAAAUGCGCGAGCGCGCGUUCUACGGGUUGGCGCACGGGUCGUUCUUCUUGAGGAUCAUGUUGGAGGAACAGAAACCGGUCGAUCCAAUGGAGUUCAUCGGAAAGACUGACGAUGAGGUGCUCGAGGUUUUGUUGUCAUUUGGCGGGGAUCGGGCCACCGAAUGGGUGGCCGACAUCGUCCAACACUAUUUGGACACGGCGCGUGCCGAAACAUGAUCGCGUAUUACUCACGCGCAUGCGUGGAUAAAGUUAAUCGUAUUCUUUUCAAUUAUUUUUUUUCAGUCUUAACGUGCUUUACGUCCUUGUAUUUUAACUAACUAUAUUAUGACAUUUCUCGGAUAAAAGGAAUCGCAACUGGACGCAACACUUGUAAUAAACUGUGUGGCUUUCAUUAUAAUACUAAAAGAAAAGAGUAUUUUGUUUUUAUUUUAUACGGUAUAUUUCGUUGUACUUUUACUUGCAUGUGAAAAUCGCACUCGAGUGGUACAAAUAGUAUAAUUGUAUAACGCGAUAUGACUAUCGUAUUUUUAAUCACUCAUAUACUAGACAUCGAGGGCGACUGUUUCAAUUGAAACGGUUCACAUGCAAUUCUGUAAUACAUAAUUAUUAAAGUAUAUAGUUUUUUUUUUUUAUCAUUGCCUA
Molecule: messenger RNA, 2518 nt
Organism: Myzus persicae (green peach aphid)
Lineage: Eukaryota; Metazoa; Arthropoda; Insecta; Hemiptera; Aphididae
Exons: 2
Coding region: 839-2092 (417 amino acids)
Source: RefSeq, a predicted model, not a curated record